Bipolaris sorokiniana ND90Pr is the source of this 1049-nucleotide messenger RNA. RefSeq lists its product as uncharacterized. The transcript has 2 exons. The record is from RefSeq and is a predicted model, not a curated record. NCBI's taxonomy places the organism in Eukaryota, Fungi, Ascomycota, Dothideomycetes, Pleosporales, Pleosporaceae. Gene Ontology annotation, molecular function: protein binding. Bases 234 to 911 code for a protein of 225 amino acids.
CUCAUACAGUUCUCUAUCUCAUAUCUUCGAUCUAAAUUCCUACAUAUCCUGGUGUACUGAUGGCUUUUCUUACGUAGCAUCUGAGUAACGAUUGUGAUUGGCCCCAAGGCCUUCAACAUCGAAUGGUUUGUCCGUGAUUUGCCUUAUUUGGCUCUUCUACGCGGCAAUUUGAGCUACAUUAGAUUGCACGAGUACCCAUAAUUUUAGGCUUAGUAUUGCAUAUGGCAAACGAUAUGGAACCAAGCGACCCAAUCGUCAAGUUAAAGGUCACGAAGCCAGCCGGUGAUACGGAAAAUCUCAAUGUCCACCGCGGUGUCCUUUGCAAGAGCUCAGGCUUUUUCCGAAGAGCUACAAAACCAGAGUGGACCGAGUUGAGAGAACAACCAGACACCAUCGAUCUUCCAGACGACUCUGUGCAAACUGUCAGCGACUACAUUAGAUGGCUUUACUCUGGUAACACGUCGAUCAAGCUAUACUACGUGGGCGAGGACAAACGUGAAAGGGUGGCUGAAGAAGCAGAAAAAGUCUUCGUAAUGCUUGCAGAAGCAUAUGUUUUUGGAGAGAAGAUUGUCGAUACGAAGUAUAAAAAUGCAGUGAUGGAAACCAUGAUAGCAGCGAUCGACAGUUCUAAAUGGAAUCCAGGACCUCCUAGUGUUGAUAUCAUCUAUAAGGGCACCCCUUCUACAUCGCCUUUCAGGCGCUUAAUCGCUGAUAAGAUCGCAUGUCUUGCAUAUGAUGACUCGGAGGAAGGAGCUGGCUGGAUAGACUUUUUCGAUGGAUAUCCAAGAGAAGCCUUGGCGGAUGCAAUCAAGGCCAUGGUAAGGGUACGCCCUAGCCCUAAAAAUGAUUGUAUUAUUUCUAUUAGUUCGUAUCUUGAUAAAGAAGAAGAGGAAGGUGGAGUAGAGACAUAGAAUAGUCGCGCAGUCUCAUCCUCAUCCAAGACCCAUCUUGAAGCCUCUUUCAUAUACGACUAGCUGCAGGAGCCAAGGCUUCUCUAAGUAGAACAAAUUGUUCUUGUCGUUACAGUCAAACACAUAUUGCUCGCCGCC